AACAUGAGGGUUCGGAAGCCCAGCAGCACCUUGGAUUCGCGGAAAAGAUUCAAGAGGCGAGACCGGGAUGAGGAAAUAACAGCAUGCGGCUCCCUACCAGGACGUUGCACUCCUACAUCAAUCCAAGAGACAUCAGCGAACAGUACUGCCGACGUAUGAAAAGUUCACGGUAGGUAAAUGCAUGGGCAAUGCGGGAGCUAGUACCUUGGAGUCAGCACUGGAAAAUAAUUUUAAGGAUGCGCCUCCGAUACAUGACGAAGCUGAGCUUGCAAGGGAUCGGUAGGAUUCCCGAUCCGCCCUCAACGUACGACGAGGAGGUAACGGAGUCGCUCAAGGCCGCGUCCGAAGGGAAGCUUAGCUCAUUUCAAGCUGGCAUUCUUCACCAGCCCGAGAUGCGUAUGAGGCAAGGCAGGAAGUCGCGGGGGCUGGACUACCAAGGGACCCUGGGAGGUGUGGGUCACCGACAACACAGGCAAUGAUAUUUUCGCGGAGCCGUGUGCAGCGUCGUGGUUAGGAAGAGCGCACUCGAAUGUGAGGUUCCGAAGGCAUCAGAAAGUUGCGAA
Messenger RNA from Paraphaeosphaeria sporulosa, 563 nucleotides. RefSeq lists its product as uncharacterized. Lineage: Eukaryota; Fungi; Ascomycota; Dothideomycetes; Pleosporales; Didymosphaeriaceae. The record is from RefSeq and is a predicted model, not a curated record. The coding region runs from base 189 to 479 and encodes 96 amino acids. The transcript has a single exon.